AAUGACGAAGACGUCAUAAAACGGUUCAUCUUGGACAACACGGAGGUCGACCGAAGUCACCUGACCCCGGAGAUUGCGCUGCGCCUGAUGACACCCGCCUGUCCACUGUGGGAUGCCCCGGCCCAGCAGAGCUCUGAUAUCCUACAGCAUCAUGGGAUUGACGAUCCAUUCUGGGCAUUCUAUUGGCCUGGAGGUCAGGCACUUACAAGGUACAUUCUUGACUACCCAAGUGUCGUCUCUGGUAAGGAUGUCCUAGAUGUCGGAAGUGGGUGUGGGGCGAGUGCCCAUCGCAGCAUCUAUGGCGGGGCCAGAUCAGUUCUUGCCAAUGACAUUGACAGAGUUUCAAUACAGACCAUCAAACUCAAUGCUGAGCUGAAUGAUGUCACCGUGGCAACCACUUCCAGGAAUCUGAUUGGCCAGUCAAACAACCAAUGGGAUGUCGUGCUCCUUGGUGACAUGUUCUAUGACAAGGACUUCACAGACAUAGUCACUGAUUGGCUGAAGCAUCUGGCUGAUGUUGGUACAACGGUUCUGAUUGGUGAUCCAGGGCGGAUAUUCUUGCAAGACCAUCCAGUCAAACGCCGACUUGUGAACAUUAAGGUUGAUUUGUCAGAGAAGUGUCGGCAGGAGAACAACGGAAUGACGCAGGGUUUUGUUUGGAAGUUUGUGCGAGUCGGAGAGGUGACAUGA
Molecule: messenger RNA, 690 nt
Organism: Strongylocentrotus purpuratus (purple sea urchin)
Lineage: Eukaryota; Metazoa; Echinodermata; Echinoidea; Camarodonta; Strongylocentrotidae
Product: electron transfer flavoprotein beta subunit lysine methyltransferase-like
Biological process (GO): peptidyl-lysine trimethylation
Cellular component (GO): mitochondrial matrix
Molecular function (GO): protein-lysine N-methyltransferase activity
Source: RefSeq, a predicted model, not a curated record